GCAUGCCCGCCCACGCCCCGCCGCGCCGCCCGCGUCUGCGGACGCCACCGCUGCUGCUGCUGCUGCUGGCCCUGGGCGGCCGCCGCCUGCGCGCUGAGCCCGGCGACGGCGCGCAGACCUGGGCCCGCUUCGCGCGCCCUCCGGCCCCGGGUGCCGCGGGGCUCUUCCACGACACCUUCCCCGACGGCUUCCACUGGGCCGUGGGCAGCGCCGCCUACCAGACGGAGGGCGGCUGGCGGCAGCACGGCAAGGGUGCGUCCAUCUGGGACACGUUCACCCACCGCCCUCCGGCGCCUCCAGGCGACCCCCCGGUAGCCGGCCUGCCGUCGGGCGCCCCGUCGCUGUCCCCGCCCGCCACCGGGGACGUGGCCAGCGACGGCUACAACAAUGUCUUCCGCGACACGGAGGGGCUGCGCGAGCUCGGGGUCACCCACUACCGCUUCUCCAUCUCGUGGGCGCGGGUGUUCCCCAAUGGCAGCGCCGGCGCCCCCAACCGGGAGGGGCUGCGCUACUACCGGCGUCUGCUGGAGCGGCUGCGGGAGCUGGGCGUGCAGCCCGUGGUCACCCUGUACCACUGGGACCUGCCCCAGCGCCUGCAGGACGCCUAUGGCGGCUGGGCCAACCGCGCCCUAGCGGACCACUUCAGGGAUUACGCCGAGCUCUGCUUCCGCCACUUCGGCGGCCAGGUCAAGUACUGGAUCACCAUCGACAACCCCUACGUGGUGGCCUGGCACGGCUACGCCACCGGGCGCCUGGCCCCAGGCGUCCAGGGCAGCCCGCGGCUCGGGUACCUGGUGGCGCACAACCUCCUUCUGGCUCAUGCCAAAAUCUGGCAUCUCUACAAUACUUCUUUCCGCCCCACUCAGGGAGGCCAGGUGUCCAUUGCCCUGAGCUCCCACUGGAUCAGUCCUCGAAGAAUGACUGAACAUAGCAUCAAAGAAUGUCAGAAAUCUCUUGACUUUGUCCUAGGCUGGUUUGCCAAACCCAUAUUUAUUGAUGGGGACUAUCCUGAGAGCAUGAAGAAUAACCUUUCAUCUCUUCUGCCUGAUUUUACUGAAUCUGAGAAAAAGUUCAUCAAGGGAACAGCCGACUUUUUUGCUCUUUCCUUUGGACCAACCUUGAGUUUUCAACUGUUGGACCCUCAGAUGAAGUUCCGUCAGUUGGAAUCUCCCAGCCUGAGGCAACUCCUUUCCUGGAUUGACCUUGAGUAUAACCACCCUCAAAUAUUUAUUGUGGAAAAUGGCUGGUUUGUUUCGGGGACCACCAAGAGAGAUGAUGCCAAAUAUAUGUAUUACCUCAAAAAAUUCAUAAUGGAAACCUUAAAAGCCAUCAGGCUGGACGGGGUGGAUGUCAUCGGGUACACAGCGUGGUCCCUCAUGGAUGGCUUCGAGUGGCACAGAGGCUACAGCAUCAGACGUGGACUCUUCUACGUCGACUUUCUAAGCCAGGAUAAGAAGUUGUUGCCGAAGUCUUCAGCCUUGUUCUACCAGAAGCUGAUAGAGAAAAAUGGCUUCCCUCCUUUACCUGAAAAUCAACCCCUAGAAGGGACAUUUUCCUGUGACUUUGCUUGGGGAAUUGUUGACAACUACAUUCAAGUGGACACCACUCUGUCUCAGUUUACCGACCCCAGCGUUUACCUGUGGGAUGUCCACCACAGUAAAAGGCUUAUUAAGGUGGACGGGGUUGUGACCAAGAAGAGGAAAUCCUAUUGCGUUGACUUCGCCGCCAUCCGGCCCCAGAUCGCCUUACUCCAGGAAAUGCAUGUGUCGCAUUUCCACUUCUCCCUGGACUGGGCGCUGAUCCUGCCGCUGGGGAACCAGUCCCAGGUCAACCGCACGGUCCUGCGCUACUAUCGCUGCGUGGCCAGCGAGCUCGUGCGCGCCAACAUCACCCCGGUGGUGGCCCUGUGGCGCCCCGCCGCCCCGCACCAGGGGCUGCCGCCACCCCUGGCCCGGCACGGCGCCUGGGAGAACCCUCACACCGCCCUGGCUUUUGCGGAGUACGCCAGCCUAUGCUUUCGAGACCUCGGCCACCACGUCAAGUUCUGGAUCACGAUGAACGAGCCGUCCACGCGGAACAUGACGUAUAGCGCGGGGCACCACCUCCUGAAGGCCCACGCGUUGGCCUGGCGCGUGUACGAUGAGAAGUUUAGGCGCUCUCAGAAGGGUAAAAUAUCCAUCGCCCUGCAGGCGGAUUGGAUAGAACCAGCCUGCCCUCUCUCCCCAAAAGACCAAGAAGUGGCCGAGCGAGUUUUGCAAUUUGACAUUGGCUGGCUGGCCGAGCCCAUUUUCGGCUCCGGGGAUUAUCCACGCGUGAUGAGGGCCUGGCUGAACCAGAGAAACAAUUUUCUCCUGCCUUAUUUCACUGACGAGGAAAAAAAGUUAAUCCGGGGUUCCUUUGACUUUUUGGCUUUAAGCCAUUACACCACCAUCCUUGUAGACUGGGAAAAAGAAGAUCCAGUAAAAUAUAAUGAUUACCUGGCAGUGCAAGAAAUGACCGACAUCACCUGGCUCAACUCCCCAAGUCAGGUGGCCGUGGUGCCCUGGGGGUUACGCAAGGUACUGAACUGGCUGAAGUCCAAGUACGGAGACCUCCCCAUGUAUAUAAUCUCCAACGGCAUCGACGAUGAUCCGCACGCAGCCGAAGACAAUCUGAGGGUGUAUUACAUGAAGAAUUAUGUAAACGAAGCUCUGAAAGCCUAUAUAUUGGAUGGUAUCAAUCUUUGUGGAUACUUUGCUUAUUCAUUUAAUGAUCGCACAGCUCCGAAGUUUGGCCUGUAUCGUUAUGCUGCAAAUCAGUUUGAGCCCAAACCAUCCAUGAAACAUUACAGGAAAAUUAUUGACAACAAUGGCUUCCCAGGUCCCAAAACUCUGGGAAGAUUUUGUCCAGAAGAAUUCACCCUGUGUACAGAGUGCAGCUUUUUUCAUACCCGAAAGUCUUUACUGGCUUUCAUAGCUUUUCUAUUUUUUGCUUUUAUUAUUUCUCUUUCUCUUAUUUUUUACUACUCUAAGAGAGGCAGAAGAAGUUACAAAUAGUCUUGAUAUUUUUCUUAUUCACUUAUUUGAAAUAAUUGUACACACACAGCAGCUGUUAACCAUUUGUACUUCUCAGUGUUGUGAAACUGUAGAUUUCAUAUAUCUGACUUCUCAAGACCUUUUUGUGGCAUUUGACAGAGCUUUUGAGAUGAGCAUAAGUGAUUGUAAAAUACUGAAUAAUAUGAAUAGUGCCUGGAUUUGUUCUUUUUGGCAGAGGGGUGUUAAAAAAAUGCUGGCAGGGGCUAUCAUUUCUGCAGCACAUUCUAUAACAAAAGCAUGAGAAAUGGGAACCAUUCUGUAACAUUUUUACAGAAAUUGAAUGACAAGAUUAAGAAUAUUGUUUGUCUGUGUCCAUUGCUAUAUGCAAUGUUUAUCGUGAAGUCAUAUUGCAAGUAUUGGAAUCAAAAGUUAAGUCCCAAGUAACCAUAUCUUAACUGCCAUGAUAGGCCUAAUGGUCUCUGCUGAACCAAGUUUCCCUUGAAAAAGAAGAUGGCAGAAUAUAGAACAGAAGACAAAGGGCCCUAGGCUGGAAUGUUCCUUUUAAAGCAGUGUUUCUAUCAAAUACUGUUAUAUUAAUUUACAUAUCUGGUUAAUGAUAGGCUUAGCAGAACAAAUGACAGAACUCUAUAUUUUAUGUAAGUAUAAAAUAUAUUUUUUUAUAUUUCGAGGCACUCUCUAAACUCCAGGUCCUUGAGGGCUUUGUGUCCCUGUCGAGGGCCUGCACACAUGGACUUUCACUAAAUGUGUGCAGAAAAAUAUGCAUGAAUUAUGCAAUAUUAGGCCCUUAAAGAAGCAUAAACCGACUGUGAAAUGCAUUAUACUACAGUGGUUGGAGGGGGCGGAAAGGAGGAAAAAGUACUUGUUAUGAGCAACAUUGUGAUUAAUUUUAUUAUAAACUCUUUUAUUUAGAGCAGACCUUGGAAUGAAUGAGGUGACCUUUUCUGAGAGGAUAAGAAUGAAAUAAUAACUUAUUUUAUGAGGAGUGACUCCACUUUCUGUUCUUUAGAAUAUGCCAAAAUUUCUUUGAAUUGAGUUUUAAAAAUUCUUAGUAGGUUCAAAAGCAUUUGGUCUAAUAACCCUGGAAGAUUUGUUUCUGUAAUUGCUGAGGUCCAUUUUAUAUUUUUGCUGCUACUUCUGUGGAGCUAGCUUUGAAUGAGUUUUGCUUCGAACUUUUAUACAGAAACAUGCUAUGGAUUUUUAGAAAGGGCUAAUUAGGUCUUAUCCUUCAAAGCCCCUUAAAUAAGUCUUGCUGAUUUUCAGACAGGGAAGUCUGUUGCACUGGCGUUGGGGAUUAUCCUAAUGUUUGUUUUACAGAUAAGCCAAAAUUAUAUCAGGCAAGAUAAAUCAAUAUCAUGUCUGGCAUAACUAAUCUUGCUGACACAGGGUUCUAGUGAAUAAAAAAAAAAAAAAAACUGUACUGUAUCAUGUAUCAUCUUUAGAGGUGGUAUGAUUUUUUUCCAUGAAAGAUAAGCUUUUGGUGGUACUCUUAAAAACUGGACUUAUUGUUAAAAUCGCAAACUAGAGAAUAAUAGUUUAUUUUAUGUAUAUAUUUUUCUGAUUAUAAUAGUAAUAUAUGCUCAUUGUAAAAAAUUUAAAGACACAGAAACAGCAUAUAAAGAAAAAAAUUACCUGUAAUUUCACCGCCUUGAGGUAGCCACUAUUAACAUAGUGUAUGUAUUUUAUUUUACAUAGAGUCAGAUCAUAUUGUAAAUAGUUAUGUGUCUUUAUUAAUUUUCAUUGUGUGCAUUUCCUUUGUCAGUCUUCAAAGGCAUGAUUUUGAUAGCUGUAGAGUAAUUCCACUAUAUGAAUUUAUCAUAACUUAUUUAAUGAUUCCUAUUUGUUGGACUAGUUUCUUAUUGUUAAUUACCGUUAAAUAAUGGAUUUUGUUUAAAACUAAUUUUCUUGCUACAGCAUUUAAUUUCCUUGAGUGUGGAGAGAAGUAAUUCUGUCCCUUGAUAAAGAAUUGUAAUAAAUCUGCCUGAAACUUUUUCUUACAUCACCAAAUAACUAGAUAAAUUUCUUAAUUAUUUUUUUCUUUCGGGUUGAUUAAACCACCUAGAAUAUGA
Balaenoptera acutorostrata (minke whale) is the source of this 5101-nucleotide messenger RNA. RefSeq names its product klotho (gene KL). Bases 3 to 3035 code for a protein of 1010 amino acids. Gene Ontology annotation, molecular function: hydrolase activity, hydrolyzing O-glycosyl compounds. Lineage: Eukaryota; Metazoa; Chordata; Mammalia; Artiodactyla; Balaenopteridae. The record is from RefSeq and is a predicted model, not a curated record. The transcript is spliced from 5 exons. Gene Ontology annotation, biological process: carbohydrate metabolic process.